Oryza brachyantha (malo sina) is the source of this 2522-nucleotide messenger RNA. Its product is annotated as ABC transporter G family member 1-like. Gene Ontology annotation, cellular component: membrane. The record is from RefSeq and is a predicted model, not a curated record. Lineage: Eukaryota; Viridiplantae; Streptophyta; Magnoliopsida; Poales; Poaceae. Gene Ontology annotation, molecular function: ATP hydrolysis activity; ATP binding; ABC-type transporter activity. The transcript is spliced from 9 exons. The coding region runs from base 592 to 2346 and encodes 584 amino acids.
UGUAAGAGAGUGCCCUUUCACCAAAGAAAUUGUCGCCGGCUGAGCUUAAACCCUAACCCUAGCUACCUUCUCCCCGAUCGCCUCUCUCCACUGAUUUGAGCGGUGAUGGGCGACGGCGUCACCGACGCCGAGCAAAGCGGCGGCGGCCCUAGCCGCGGCGAGCUCCUCCCCUCUUCUGCUCUCCUCUUCUCUCAGACGCACCCUAGAGGGCGAAGGCGAUGGCCCCGCGGUCUAUCAAGGAGUGUGAGUGGUGAUAGAUCCGCUAGCAGGUGGGCGGUACGGGCGCUGAGGCCGUGAGGGGAAGACGGCGAGCUCGCGCCGGUGGGCUGUACUGAUGCCCGCACGGCAACGUCGGCGAUGCCCACUUCCUGGCUAGGCCGCACGGCAGUGAUUAUCUCUCCGGUGGCUACUCUAAGUCGAGAAGACAACAGUGGACGUUAUUCCCUCCCCUAACUAUAUCGGCAUUAUCCAAUAAAGUAGUGCGCUCGCACCAGGAGGGCCAGGAAGGAUGAGUGGGAGUGGUGGUGUCGACUGGAGAGAGGACAAACAAAAUUACACCCAAAAAGUUAAAUCAGAUUGCUUGCUUGAGCGAUGACGCACCCGACGCACUAUGGGAUGAUGCAAGCAUUGGACGAAAUCUCAGGAAGAUUGGACUCCAAUCUGAAGAUGACAGGACAGAUUUUAAUCAAUGGACGGUCUCAGAAGCUUGCCUUUGGAACAUCAGCAUAUGUUACUCAAGAGAACGUGCUGAUGACGACGCUGACGGUGAGAGAGGCCAUCUACUACUCGGCGCAGAUCCAACUACCGGACACCAUGACAGUGGCAGAAAAGCUAGCACGCGCCAACGACACGGUGAGGGAGAUGGGGCUCACCAGUGCACUGGACACUCGGAUCGGCGGGCGGUCAAGCAAGGGCAUCAGUGGCGGGCAGCAGAAGAGGCUGAGCAUUUGCCUCGAGAUCCUCACGCGCCCCCGGCUGCUCUUCCUCGAUGAGCCCACCAGUGGCCUCGAUAGUGCCGCCUCCUUCCAUGUCAUGGGCCACAUCACGGGGCUCGCUGCUAGGGAGGGCAUGACGGUUGUUGCCGUCGUGCACCAGCCUUGCAGUGAGGUGUUCGAACUCUUCCAUGGCCUAUGCCUGCUCGCCGCCGGGAAGACCAUCUUCUUCGGCCCUGCUUCAACAGCUGCCGAGUUCUUUGCCUCAAAUGGCUACCCUUGCCCUCCAAUGAGAAAUCCAUCAGAUCAUUUCUUGAGGACCGUAAAUAAAGAUUUUGAUAAGGAGAGUGAAGAAAGACUGUACUACAUGCCAGCUGUUGCAGAUGAAGCAAUAGACAUUUUGGUGAACUCAUACAAAUCAUCCAACACUUCAGAAGAUGCAAAACAGGAAAUGCGUCACAUAAAUGAAAUGGAUAGCGCGGCGAUUGGAAGAAACCGACCUGGUUUUGUUACCAAGAUGUUUGUGCUUACCAGACGUUCAUUUGUCAACAUGUAUAGAGAUGUUGGAUACUAUUGGUUGCGAUUGGCCAUCUAUGUUUCCAUAAGUGUUUGCCUUGGGACCAUAUUUUACAAUGUGGGCUAUGGACCUGAUUCAAUUCGAGCUAGAUCAUCAAUGCUAAUGUUUAUUGGCACAAUGCUAACCCUGAUGUCUAUUGGAGGGUUCCCAUCCUUCGUGGAGGAUAUGAAGAUAUUCAGGAGGGAAAGGCUAAAUGGGUACUACGGUGUGACCACAUUUGUCAUCUCCAAUACGCUAUCAUCAACACCAUAUCUUCUCCUUAUUGCUGUAGUACCUGGUGCAAUUGCAUACUAUCUUACUGGCCUACAAAGCCAAGUAGACCAUUUCGUGUAUUUUGCACUGGUACUAUGUUCGUGCACAAUGCUAGUCGAAGGCCUAAUGAUGAUCGUAGCAACCAUCGUACCAGAUUUCCUGAUGGGGAUUAUCACAGGUGCUGGCAUACAAGGUAUUAUGAUGCUCACUAGUGGAUUCUUCCAACUUCCCAAUAACCUUCCAAAGAUAUUGUGGAAAUACCCAAUAUACUACAUCUCCUUUCACAAGUAUGCACUUCAGGGGUUUUAUAAGAAUGAGUUCUCAGGUUUAGUUCUCCAAACUAACAUUGAAGGUCCGAAAAUAGUUAUCGGUGAAAAAGAUAUCGCUGAGUUAUUUCAAGUGGAAAUGGGGUAUUCAAAAUGGGUGGAUCUUGCAGUACUUUGUGGAAUGAUCAUCACCUAUAGGCUCCUAUUCGUAGUGAUUAUCAAGGUUUUUGAUUUUGUCAAGCCCAUGCUUAAGGGGGUGACAUUUAGGUGCCACACUAAAUUUGUUUAUGGCGUGGAGAACCUUUGUGCUCCGUUGUGAUGCUUCUGGGAAAACAUAUUAGCAUUGUUGUAUAUAUUGCUUUGUGUACAAAAUAUAUAUUUAGAAAAACAAUUGUAUUGUGAAUUGAUUAUUAAGUCUUUCGUGACUAGCAUCAAAGUGAUCACGGGACAAUUAUGUAUCACAAACUAUGUUUACUGAAUAAAGUGUUUCCAAAU